CUGGGACCUAUUCAUCCACUUUGUCAUUCUUCAAGUUCCAACAUCCAAAUCCUUCAAAGCCAGCUAGUCAAAAGGAUAUAUAAAGACCCCAACCAAGGGCAAAGGAGACACAAACAAACAACAAGAAGAAGGGUCUCUAUUCUCUAAUUUACCUCUGCAGGGCUUGAAACCAUGACUUUGGUAGAGAGAGUUGUGGUUUUGUUUAUAGUGAUGACAAUUGUGAAGGUUUCAUAUGCAGCUGUAUACAAGGUUGGAGACUCUGCUGGUUGGACUACCCUUGGCACCAUAGACUACAGAAAAUGGGCUGCUACCAAGAACUUCCAAAUUGGUGACACUAUCAUAUUCGAAUACAAUGCCAAAUUCCACAAUGUGAUGCGAGUGACGCAUGCCAUGUACAAGACAUGCAACGCAUCAUCUCCUAUUGCUACCUUCACAACUGGCAAAGACUCCAUCAACAUAACCAAUCAUGGUCACCACUUCUUCUUCUGUGGCGUCCCUGGCCACUGCCAAGCAGGACAGAAGGUUGAUAUUAACGUGCUCAAGGUUUCUGCAGAAGCACCUACUCCUUCAGGUUCAGCUUUGGCCUCUCCAACCGUUCAAGCUUCCACUGUGCCCGCACCUUCUCCUAGCAAUGCUACCCCAUUGAUUUCUCUAAAUGGAUCUUUUGGUUUGGUGGGUUUGGCCAUGGGAAUCCUUUCACUUGCUUUCUCUAGCUAUGUCUAAUAAGAAAGUGUUUUGUUUAGUUUGGUUUAUGUACUUCUUUUGGUUUUUUUCUUGUAUGGGAACUCAUCAAGGGAACUUCUCCAACUCCUUUGCCUAGAUUAUUGGGACGUUUGUAAACCAUUUUGAAUGACAAAGAAAACAUUUAUUAGAUAUAUUACAAUGUAUUUUUCCUAUCAA
Messenger RNA from Glycine soja, 900 nucleotides. RefSeq names its product mavicyanin-like. The transcript has 2 exons. Gene Ontology annotation, molecular function: electron transfer activity. Gene Ontology annotation, cellular component: plasma membrane. NCBI's taxonomy places the organism in Eukaryota, Viridiplantae, Streptophyta, Magnoliopsida, Fabales, Fabaceae. The record is from RefSeq and is a predicted model, not a curated record. Bases 172 to 723 code for a protein of 183 amino acids.